Rubroshorea leprosula is the source of this 2111-nucleotide messenger RNA. The record is from the annotation of a GenBank genome assembly. Lineage: Eukaryota; Viridiplantae; Streptophyta; Magnoliopsida; Malvales; Dipterocarpaceae.
CAUUGUUGCUGAAAGUGUGGGAGGAAUGGGAUGUGAAGGGAAUGGUUCUUUUUAGUCUCACCUUACAAAUCAUCCUCUCUGUCUUAGGUAGGCGUAGAAAAUGCAAAAUUAACUAUUUCUUCAAAGCCAUUCUAUGGUUUGCCUACUUGGGUGCCGAUUGGAUUGCCAUUGCUACUUUGGGCAAACUUUCUGGCUCCCAUGCAGAAACUACUGCCGCCAACGUCUUUAGAGCAUAUUGGGCUCCUUUACUCUUGGUACAUCUUGGUGGCCCUGACACCAUUACAGCUUAUGCUUUUGAAGACAACAAGCUUUGGAUUAGGCACCUCGUCAUCCUUAUUGUCAAGGUCAUUUUGGUCAUUUACGUUGUUUGUUUGUCAUGGACCUUUUCUUGGCUCUCGUUUUUUAGUCUCCCUCUCAUUUUAGCUGGAAUUAUUAAGUAUGUGGAGAAGAUAUUGUGUCUCAAGCUGAAUGACUCACAGAAAACAAAACCAAUCUUUUCUAAUAUAUUUAAUCUUCGAGGUCAUCCUGACCCCAAUGAGAACCAAACCCUUGAUCCCCUUCGUGAAGCAAAAGGAACCAUUUUGUCAGCUUAUCUGCUAUUUACAAUUAUGAGGCUUGAUGUUAAUGAUUACCUCUCCUCUGAAAAUCUUCGCGAUAUUGGCACAAGGAUCAAAGCUUAUCUCAAGGAAACUAUAGGUAUGGAUGGUGAAAAGGCUCUCGAGUUUGCAGGCAAAUAUUUUCCUCGAAGCUAUGGAAUGGACAUUUUAGUUGAAAUAUAUUCUAUUCAACUAGGAUUCAUGUUUGAUGUUGUUUACACCAAAGCUAGUUUGAUUUACACCAAGUUAGGCUGCUUCUUGCGCCUCACUAGUUUCACUAGCUCUUUCUCAAUUCUGAUGCUCUUCUUUAUCAAUAUCAUUAAUGAGCCAAAAUUCUAUGGCUCAAGAAUUGAUAUUGCCAUAACUGGCAUCUUAUUGAGUGGAGCUAUUGCACAAGAACUUUAUGCAGCAUGGUUAAUGCUUUCUUCUGAUUGGGCAGUUCUUGUUGGGGAAUUUCAUCAUAAUGUGUUGGUACGCAAAAUGUUUAAGGUCUCAUUAAAGUACUUCCCUUGCUUAUUGCAUCGAAGUAAAAGGUGGUCAAAACACAUGGGUCAAUUUGAUUUGUUGGAAUAUUGCUGGCAUUACAAGAAAAGGGAGGCAAACCAAUCACAUGGCUCUCUACCGAAGAUCAGUAUUGGCAGUGAAAUUGUUGAAAUGUGGCACAAAUACAGGUUUACUAAAUUUGGGCUUGUUCCACAUUUUUUGCAGCAAGAAGGAACUUACUAUGAAUUCAUGGGGGAAUACUUUUUAGAUAGGUCCUUAAAGACAACAAGGGGAGGACAAGCAUUGCAGAAAUAUCAAAAAUCCGAUCAACUAAAAUGGAGCAUUGAAUUGGAGUUUGAUCACAGCAUCAUAAUAUGGCAUCUUGCCACAAGUGUUUGCUACUUACAAGAGGAUAAUCAUGAUGAUGAAGCUAUGAAAAUUAGUAAACAUGUAUCAGAUUACAUGAUGUAUCUAUUGGCCAUGUGUCCUGCCUUGCUAUUGUCCGAGCAUAGUAAGAGUUUUUGGCUUGAUCAUGCUUGUGACAACCUCAAACAACUUGUGUCUCCUGCAAUUGAUAUAAGAAAUGCUGCUUCCAGAUUACUUUCCAGACCAGAUAUUAAUGUUCAUGAAUCCAGUUGCAGGGAGGGAACUUCUGAAAACCUAAAAAGAGAAGUGAGGAAGCUAGUCAAAUUUUUAAAGCGACCAGAUAAUAAGUGGGAGAUGAUUAGGGAUGUCUGGAUAGAGAUACUACUCUAUGCAGCAGUUUCAAGUCAGCACAUUAAUCACGUUAAGCAACUAGGAGAAGGCAUUGAAUUACUCUCACUCAUUUGGCUUUCAGCAUGCUCUAGCAUGAUGACUAGUAUUCUUUCGAGUGGAGAAGUUUGACCAACAUCUGCAAGCUUGGCGGCCUUAUGUCUCAUGUUGGAAUUGCAUACUUUAAGAAGUGGCAACGUAAUUUAUGUUAUUUUCUUAAAUAAAUUUGUAUCUAAUAUUUAUUGUAAACUUUACUCUGUAUAAAUUAAACUCCAGAAU